This is a messenger RNA of Elaeis guineensis (African oil palm), 2152 nucleotides long. Lineage: Eukaryota; Viridiplantae; Streptophyta; Magnoliopsida; Arecales; Arecaceae. The record is from RefSeq and is a predicted model, not a curated record.
CCCAACGCUUCAAUCUCCCAUCGUUCUAUUCCUCUUUCCGAUCAGCAAGAGAGAGAGUUCCUAAAUUUCCUCUCAAGGUGCAGUUGCUGAUGAAAGGAAAUAUGAAAGUGUGGAAAGCAGUGGCAACAUGGGUUUGGUGGGCUGCCAUAGUUGGACCAGCUUGGGUGUGCACGUCAACGGUAGAAGAUAAAUACACACUCCGCUACAACACGGUGCGCUUCACCACCGUAAAUGCCACUAGGGAAAGCUACACGCAGUUUAUGAAAGAUCUGAGAGAUCAAUUGGCAAGUGGAGAUGAGAGGUAUGGAAUACCAGUGUUACGUGAUCCAUCCACAGUGCCCGAUUCCCAGCGGUUUCUUUUGGUGGAACUCUCAAAUUGGGGGGAGGCAUCCGUCACAUUAGCAGUAGAUGUCAUCAAUGCAUAUGUGGUGGCUUAUCAGGCGGGAGAUCAGUCCUACUUCUUUAGAGAUGCUCCGGACGUUGCAUUUUCUAAUCUUUUCACAAACACAGAGCGACAAACUCUUUCAUUCAAUAGUAGCUAUCCCGCACUUCAAAGAGUUGCAGGCGAAGAUAGAGAGAACAUCGACCUAGGAAUAUUGGCACUAGAGGAAGCGAUCUCAUCGCUUCAUAGGACCAGCAGCGUUCAGCAAAACACCCAGGCUCGUUCUCUUAUAGUUUCCAUCCAGAUGGUUUCAGAGGCAGCGCGAUUUAGAUAUAUCGAGCAACGGGUGCGCCAAAGCAUUACAAGCGGAGGAUACCAAACCUUUCGCCCCGACGCUAGCAUGCUCAGCCUCGAGAAUAACUGGGGAGCCCUCUCCACUGCAAUCCAGGAAUCCAAUCAAGGAGUUUUUUGCAGCCCAGUUCAAUUACAAAGACCCAACUAUACCCCGGUCAUGGUGGACAGUGUGACGCCAAUCAUAAUUUCAAACCUGGCAUUCAUGGUGUUCGUUUGCGCGAACCAAGCAUCAUCUCAGUUUUCUCCGCUUAUAAGGUCCGUCGUCGCCGAGGAUGACGGCGAUACUUGUGCACAUCCAGAGCCCACGACACGCAUCAGCGGUCGAAAUGGUCUAUGCGUUGAUGUGAGGGAUGGACAAUACAACGACGGAAACCCGAUACAGCUGUGGCCGUGUAAAUCUAAUACGGACGCGAAUCAAUUGUGGACUUUGAAAAGGGAUGGGACAAUUCGAUCUAAUGGCAAGUGCUUGACCACCUAUGGUUAUAGUCCAGGAAGCUAUGUGAUGAUCUAUGAUUGCACCACUGCCGUGACUGAUGCCACCCGUUGGGAAGUAUGGGACAAUGGAACCAUCAUAAAUCCCAGGUCAGCGCUAGUCUUGAGCGCAGAGUCAGGGAAUAGUGGCACCACACUCACCGUGGAGACCAACAUCUAUGCUUCCCGUCAAGGCUGGCUCGCCAGCAAUAAUACACAACCUUUCGUGGCGUCCAUUGUUGGGUUUAUGGAUCUCUGUUUGGAAACGGACGGAACCGGCGUGUGGGUAGGGAAUUGUGCGAGCAACAAGGUAGAACAAAAAUGGGCUCUCUAUGCAGAUGGUUCUAUACGGCCUCAGCAGAACCAAGACCGCUGCCUCACCAGUAAUGAUCUUCUCCAGGGAACGAAUAUCACCGUUGUCUCUUGUAGUCCUGGGUCCUCUGGGCAACGCUGGGUGUUUACAAACGAUGGCACCAUUUUGAAUUUGAAGCAGGGACUCGUGAUGGACGUGAAAGGAUCUGAUCCAAGCCUUAAGCAAAUAAUCUUGUGGCCGUUCACUGGGAAUCCUAACCAGAAGUGGCUUCCAAUGCUUUGAUUACAUCUGCUCUCUUGCGGUGUCUCCAGCUUAUGAGUAGCUCAAAUAAAAGACAUCAAAUUAUGGGUGAGGUUAGCGAGCCCUUGGUAGUUUGUGUGGUGGCCCUGGCCCACUUGGUUGUUCGAAUUUCCCUUUUCCUUAGGUUUGUUUCCUAUCUUCUCUUAAUAUGUGUGGUUGUGGAGUUUGGUCUGUUAAGUGGAGUGAAUAGGUAGCAACUUCAGAGCUACGAGCCCAACAUGCAUGCAAGGAGCGUCUGUUAUUCCCUAUAUAUGCUGUAUUUAAAUGGGGAUAAAUUGCAUCCGUUGUUACUGAAGUUGUCACUAAUUAUAUUUCACUUUACGGGCGCAAAA